Molecule: messenger RNA, 1869 nt
Organism: Astyanax mexicanus (Mexican tetra)
Lineage: Eukaryota; Metazoa; Chordata; Actinopteri; Characiformes; Acestrorhamphidae
Gene: pmt
Product: phosphoethanolamine methyltransferase
Exons: 12
Coding region: 213-1682 (489 amino acids)
Source: RefSeq, a predicted model, not a curated record
GCUUCCUUCCAGUCACAUAAAGCCUGCCAACAUCAUUGGAUAGGACACAACACGCUUGGAGGAGAACACUGGCUGCCAGUUCUGUUACGCCAGCUUACAGAUGCCUGCACUGGCUAGCAUCACAGGGAGGGUGGAUCAUCCUAAUUAUACCUAGGACUUUCAGCAAGAAAGGACUGGAGCUCUCCUCUUGAUAAACACAAGAACGGACCACCAUGACUGAGUUCUGGAAAGAACAUUCCCAGCAGGCUACAGUAGAGGAGAUGAUGCUGGACUCCAAUGCCCGGGUGUUGACCCAGCACGAGUUGCCUGAGAUACUGGAGCUGUUGCCCCGGCUGGACGGCAUCGAUAUACUGGAGCUGGGAGCCGGCAUUGGCCGCUACACUUGCCACCUCAUUGGCAAGGCCCGUCAUGUGACAGCUGUGGACUUUAUGGAGAACUUUGUGGAAAAGAACAGAAAAGAAAACAGCCAUCUGGGCAAUGCAGACUUCAUCCAAGCUGAUGUCACACAGCUUCAGCUGCCUGAAAACAGUUUUGACCUGAUCUUCUCUAACUGGCUGCUGAUGUAUCUGAGUGAAGAAGAGCUGCACUCACUGGCGAUAAAGCUGCUUUCCUGGCUCCGCCCUGGAGGAUACCUCUUCUUCAGAGAAUCCUGCUUCCACCAAUCAGGUGAUUGUAAGAGAGAUUUCAACCCAACUCACUACCGUGCACCAGCCCACUAUAACCACCUGAUGACAUCUGUGACAGUUGAGGGGUCAGGGGAGAGUGGUAAACACUCCUAUGGGUUUGAUAUGGUCCUGUGCAAAACAGUACAGACCUAUAUUAAGAUGAAGAAGAAUCAGAACCAGGUGUGCUGGUUGAUGCAGAAGGUUCUUCGGGACACGGUCCAGCAGCACCAAGGUGGCUUCACCACAUUCCAGCAGUUCCUGGAUAACCAGCAGUACACCCGCAGGGGCAUCCUGCGCUAUGAGAAGAUGUUCGGUUCUGGCUUUGUCAGCACUGGAGGACCAAGUACCACCAAGGAGUUUGUUGACCUACUGAAUCUGAGUCCAGGACAGAAAGUCCUUGAUGUUGGCUGUGGAAUAGGGGGAGGAGAUUUCUACAUGGCCAAGAACUUUGGGGUGGAGGUUUUGGGAAUGGACCUAUCAGGGAACAUGGUGGAGAUUGCCAUGGAGAGGGCGGUACAGGAGAAACUGCCAUCUGUCCAGUUUGAGGUGUCAGAUGCCACCAAGAGAAUAUUUCCAGAAGGCUCUUUUGAUGUGGUGUACAGCAGAGACACCAUUCUGCAUAUCAGCGACAAGCUGGAACUCUUUAGAAAAUUCCAUUCAUGGUUGAGGCCUGGAGGGAAGCUGCUGAUCAGUGAUUACUGCUGUGGAGAAAAGCCUUGGACUCCUGCCUUCCAGGAUUAUGUUAACCAGAGAGGCUACAUCCUGUACACACCACAGAGAUAUGGCCAGUUUUUGGAAGAGGCCGGCUUCACUAAGGUGAGAGCAGAAGACAGAACUGCCCAAUUCAUUCAGGUGAUAAAGGACGAGCUCAAGAGAGCCGAGGAGAUUCAGAACGAGUUUAUACAGGAGUUCUCUCAGGAGGACUAUGACGCUAUUGUAAAUGGCUGGACAGAAAAGCUACAGCGCUGUGAGGCUGGAGAUCAGCAAUGGGGUCUGUUCUACGCCACCAGAACCUGAAAGAGAGAGAGAGACAAAGAGAUAUAGAGAGAGUGGCAGAGAGAGAAGACACUACAAGAUCUGCUUAAAAAGUUAAAUACAACUAAUUUCACACUACACUGUAGCAUUCUGUAAAUUAAGAGAGCAGUAUUACUUUAUUUUUUAUGUUUUGUCAAAUUGCCUAAAUAAAAGAGUAAUUUGUUUGUGA